Molecule: messenger RNA, 300 nt
Organism: Gongylonema pulchrum
Lineage: Eukaryota; Metazoa; Nematoda; Chromadorea; Rhabditida; Gongylonematidae
Source: the annotation of a GenBank genome assembly
CAUUAUUGCGAAAAUGUGUAUUUGCCUGACAAGGUGACCGGUUAUGAGGCGGAUUCUUGGGGAACGGAAUUCAUUUUCGUAGUUCCGCCGAAUAACGGUGAUGCUGCGAAUACAAAAGCAGUGCUGGAGAUCAGUGCAAUGAUUCGUGGUAAGCUUGUAAAUGUGCUGAUUGAGUACAACGAAGUAACCGGUAAAGAUUCGAACGAUACUUUGACGAGGAAAGUGGAAAAGUUACUAGUCAAGGAGCAUACUGAGGUACGGCAUCUAAAUCAAUUUUUCUUCAGAAUUUAUUUCUUUUGA